UCAUGAUCAUGCCGAACGCCGCGUGAGGAUUCUCAUGGCAGCAGCGCGACAUAGAGUGCUGUCACGGUCGCUUUGAUCGCCAUUCGACUUACGCAUGCCAAAGGAACCCGAGGGUGCAAAGUCAGGCGAAGUGAAACACCUUGUGCGAGCGAAUGACCACUGCUCUAGUUGCCUAUUUGAACGGCUGGGUGGAGUUCUUUUAUUCGAUUGUGGUUGUGCUCGAUUCGAUUUGGUGCAAGGUCCUCGCCAAGCUCACGAAAGCAUCAAGGCGACGAAUACACGUGAGUCUUGUCCCUCGAAUUGCAGCUUCAUCACAGCCAAGAGAUCGUCAAGCGAUUCGCGGUCCUCGUCCAGCGUCGUUCUGGGAGCCCAGAUCGGAGGAUGGUAGUGGCAAUCAAGAUGAAGAUCUUCACCAUUGUGUUAGUCUCCAUUCACCAUUCAAAGAUUGAUUGAGCGUCUUGGCUGUCAGCUCGAUCGGUAUGGAAGGAGCGAUGCGGGAUACGUGACA
Messenger RNA from Ceraceosorus guamensis, 508 nucleotides. RefSeq lists its product as hypothetical. Lineage: Eukaryota; Fungi; Basidiomycota; Exobasidiomycetes; Ceraceosorales; Ceraceosoraceae. The transcript has a single exon. The record is from RefSeq and is a predicted model, not a curated record. The coding region runs from base 153 to 449 and encodes 98 amino acids.